Molecule: messenger RNA, 1872 nt
Organism: Pseudomassariella vexata
Lineage: Eukaryota; Fungi; Ascomycota; Sordariomycetes; Amphisphaeriales; Pseudomassariaceae
Exons: 2
Coding region: 290-1783 (497 amino acids)
Source: RefSeq, a predicted model, not a curated record
GGACUCUGCUCCUGCGGCUCAAGGUCGCGGCCUCCCACCGGCGCGACCACCGGAUUACGACCGGUACGGCUAUGACCGUUUGGACUCGUCCUGGGACCGGUAUGAUCGUAAUGGCAGACCAUUGCAUAUACAUGAUCGAUACGAUAUCUCUGAACCGGAUAAAUACGAUUGGAUGGAAGGCUGGGUUCGCGAUCAAAGCCGGACGAGGAGUGGAGCGCUUGUGCCCGCAAGUAAAGCACUCAUACGUUGAGAGGGGCAGAGGUAUGACCGUGACAGUUCAGUGUCAGAGAUGGGACUUGUGAGGACCGGACACCGCCCUAAUUCAUCUGGUCGGCUGCCUGCAUGCAGACGGAUGAUUGAACCGAAUGAUCAUCUUCCACUGUCGGGUGAAAGUGAGAAUCACCACCAGCGCGAACAUAGACAGCCUGCAGAUGCCAACGCCUUUCAAGAUAACCAGCAAUACCAAUACCAAGGCAAAACUCUUGACGAUGUACAAAGACCAUCUGCUAAAGCAGAUACCACCCCUCCCGGAGACAUGGGACAACUCCUGGCGAAGCAGAACGUUAACGUAUGGAACCCGUCCCAAACCACCAAUAUCACAGUCCAUCUAGAUAUGGAUGUAGAACAUGACCUUGAUGGCAGUCUUGAAGAGUUUGCCCGCUUGAUUAGACUCGGAAACUUCGCUGCCGCAAAAGAAUUCUUCGCGGAUAAUCUGGAGGAACAUAUGGACAAGCCGUAUGUGCUUGUGCAGUAUGCAGAGAUGUUGCUUGAGCAGGGUGAUUAUAAAGCCAUAGCCGAGCUUGAAGACGACCCAAUUUGGAACGCAGAAGGCAAUAUAUUGGACAAUGAGGAAGGCCGGCUGAUUCAGAUGUACUGGGGGCUUAUGCUACUCUAUGCGGACUGCCACAAACCUGGGACUGAUCCAAGACGAUUCAGUAUCAUAUCAGAUACUUUGGAUACGCUUCACUCUACCGUUAAUCCUGAAGGGCGGGACAUAGCAUCAACUGAGAUCAAAAUCCUUGCCUUGAUCAUCCGUUUCUGUUCCUUUCCGCAUGUUCAUGUAAACCGCAUUGAACUCCACCAACACCUUGAGGAAAUGUUCCCUGAAACCUUUUACAAAAGCCUGUACACAAAUCUCCUCAGGCAAGGCCGAAUCUGGGACUUCCAUGAUAUCAUGCUCGCCAGGAUAACCGUGGAAAAUAUACAGGACAUGACUGGAUUUUGGACUGAUUGUUCCGGGAUUCGCCUACGCUUGCGAGCCUUGAAAACAGACUGGACGAGCCCUGAUGGUGAUAUCGACAUCUCGACGAGCCUUGCACUACUGAGCAUCUUCACAUCCAUCGUAAUCGACUAUUGCUUCUAUUUCAACGGCAAGGAAGAUAUGGUUGAAGGCAUCUUGGAUCAGUCUCGGCCGCUUGCUCAGUCGGUCUCGCAGAAUGAUCCUCAGACCAUGAAGAGUCGACCAUAUAUCAAAUGGAUUAUAGCGAAAGCACAGUUUAGCAACGAAAAAGGCCCCAAUGAGACCGACGCUUUCGUUCAAUACCUACAGUCUACUCGGGGAGUUGUAUAUCACUACACCCGCCGGGGACUACCACGAUAUGUCCCAGUCAACGAUGAAAAUCCGGGAUGGAAGCUGUCAGACGCAGAAGACAAGUACAAAAACCCUAUCAAACUAGCCUUGAAAACAGCGCAAGAACUUGGGGACUACAACACCCAGGAAAUAGCUUUACAGCAGCUCAUACGUCUUACUUCAAACCCACUGAAAGAAUUCGAUAUGCUUUGAAACGUACAGAAAGAAGUUCAAGGGAAUAACUACGGCUACGUGUACACGCUGGCUUCAAGGUACUUGGUUUCGGAUACAGAUGAAUUGAG